Messenger RNA from Saccostrea echinata, 2268 nucleotides. Its product is annotated as multiple epidermal growth factor-like domains protein 10. The transcript is spliced from 5 exons. Lineage: Eukaryota; Metazoa; Mollusca; Bivalvia; Ostreida; Ostreidae. The record is from RefSeq and is a predicted model, not a curated record. The coding region runs from base 326 to 1033 and encodes 235 amino acids.
AGUGUAAAAAGACUCAUAUGUGAUUUUGAAAAACUCUGAGGGCCUGAAAAACGUCACAUCCUGCCAAUAAUGAACACUUUACCUAAAUCCUCUCUUUCAUUAUUGAUGUUUUUCUCAAUAUGAAAAAGAGAACUGAUCUGAUUUUAAAAAAGACACUUCUUUGGGAAAAAUCACAUAUUUGUUAACAUUUUUUCUGCUUACAUGCAUCCGUUUUACAGCAAAUUUCAACCUAUAAUCUAGACUGGAAGGAAGAACGGAUGUUAAAAAUCUGCUUGAAUGUAUAAGUGAUUUAAGUGAUGCAUACAAGAAAAGAGGUUAUUUCACCAUGGAGGUAGCAAAAAUGGAACCAGCAAGGUUUAUCUAUCUUAUUCUUUUUCUUGGGACUUCAUACGGAGAGCGCAAUGACAGUUCUUUAUGUCCAACAAACGAAAACCAAGAAAAAUGUUGUUCUGGAUACAGAAAAAUAAACAAAACUUGUACAGAGUGUGUUGGUUUUAUUGGAGAAAACUGCAUGACCCCGUGUCCAUCCAAUUAUUACGGUGUGAAGUGUGAUUCGAUGUGUAAUUGCACAGAGGAUGAAGAAUGUAAUCCAUACGUUGGAUGUCUCCAAAUUAUAUAUACUAGGAAUAAUGAUACCCAGACUGUUCUGGAUUUUCCAAUACACCACGAAAGCUGUACACUUCUACUAAAGCUGGUGUUAAUCCUUGGAGGAUCUCAGAUUCUACUCCUCGUUUUCUGUUUUACAGUACUUUUGUUGAAGUGUUGCAGACUUCCACCUCAGCAUCCUAAACUAAAGACAGAAAACAAUGAGAUCAGCAGCACUACACAUCAAACCGAAAUACUCACGAACCAUUCAACUGUAGAAAACAGAAGUUGGAACAAUACUAACACGCGUUCGAACUCUCGAGUGAUGAGUGCAAAUAAUCAUCAUUACGAUAGUGUUUGCUUGACAGAGGAAGAAAAAUGGAAAUUAAAAACAAAUCCUGAAAGUAUUGACCAGAACACGUACUUUACAUUGCAACCGAUGAGAUAAAGUUCUCUGUUUCCGUUUGCCGACCACGUUGUGCUUUCAAAGUGGAUUUUUGACCUUUGGUUUAUUUGUGAUUCUGAAAUUACAAUUGUAUUUAUCUAUCAAAAAAAUCACCGGUUUGUGUUGUGAAUAAGUGGCUUGUUUCUUUCAAAUGUAAAUCUGUAUAUUAUGCACAGUGCUCGUGAUUUUAAUUAUGUUGUACUAUACUGAUAUAAACCAAUCUCUCGAUGGGAGUGUAAAUUUAAAAUCAGCAUAAUGUACCUGUUACAUAUCCGUAGGUGUUUAAACUGAAUGUCUUUAUUGAUUUUAACUUAUGACAACAUAUCAUAUAGUCUACCUUUUGCCUCCACUAAAUUCCUUUAAAAAACUUGUGAAUAAUCUUUAAGAAUAUGGUUUCAAGGAAGCGAGUCAAAAAGUUCUUUAUGUCUUAUACUGUUUUCCUUACAAACAGCUCACCGAAGCUUGCUUUUGCUUAAACUGACAUAUACAACAGGAAAAAUUGUCUGGGAAUGUAAUAUGUCAUUUAUUUCAAAUAACAAAUGACGAACUAUUGGAUUCACAAAAAAGAGGGAAAUCAACAAACAUCAAACAUUUUGUCAUCUCGUUACAUAAAAUUUCAUCACAUUUAUCCUGCUCCCCCCCCCCAAAAAAAAAACAAUAUUUUUACAAAUAAUAAUAAUAAUAAUAAUACAGAUAAGUUCAAUCACAAACUUCGAAAAAUUGUUCAAAAGCUUAUAAAAGCAAAAAGAUGGCGAACAACAGGGCCAAGCAAUGCAUUGCAAAUCAUAGAAUGUUACAAACAAUAUUAUUAGAUUUCAAAAUAAUGUAACAAGUUGAAUCAAAAUAAAUAAUAGAAAGUAGCUGAGAUCUCAUGGUGGAUAUACAAGAUUUGGGGAGGUGAUGGGUAAGAUGUGGCAACACACUUUGAGAAAAUGACGCACUUUGAAAAAUAUUUUCAAAGUGCGUUAAAAUUGGAACAAAAUCAACACAUUUUGAAAAAAAAUUUCAAGGUGCGUUAAAUUUGGGACUCUUGCGUUAAAAGUGUACAUCAACAUUUUGUUACCGUGGACACACUUAAGGCACUUUGAAAAAUAUGUAUAAAACAAAAAUUCUGAACUUAAAUUUUAGUAAUAGACAGCAUUAUUUUGUUAUAUUUCUUUCGAAAAAAUGAUGAAUUGAUAUACCCUCAUCGAGAACUAGGAGAAGACAGGUAGAAGUCCCUCAGCCCAACUCUUUAU